UGAUUUUCAUAACAUUGCGUGUGGACGUGAGGCGCAGAGACUCCUCCAUGGCGGCGCAGAACAACCACGUGACACAGGAAGAGAACAUUACAACUAUUGUCAUGUGGUCUGUGCGCUGCUCGGUCUGAGGACUUUGUGCUGUUCUCAAGUCUUCUCUUGCAUUUAAAAUUCAGUUUCAUUCACUCGUACUACGGUGCGUAACAAGAUACACCCGUUACCGCACCGAAGGGACUGGAAGCAGCAAGCGUUGUGUCGUUGUGGGGGCGGAGUUUGGAGCUUCAUGUAAACACUCGCACACAGCCACGCAGUAAACAGAACUUAGACCAGUGCAACCAUCUCUGCAGCUGAAGAAACUCUCGACAUGGAGACGCCCGGGGCACCCGUAGUGGCCAAACGGAGCAACUCUGAGCAGAGGAAGCUGCGCUCUCGUGAUGCAGCACGGUGCAGACGAAGCCAGGAGACUGAAGUGUUCUACGAGCUGGCCCAUGUGCUGCCCCUGCCUCGUCGUGUUUCCACACACCUAGACAAGGCCGCCAUCAUGAGGGUCACACUGAGCUAUCUGCGACUGCGCCACCUCCUGACAACUGAGGCAGAGAACAGCCUGGAAGACCCUAUGGACCAGUUCUACUCUCAGGUUCUGGGAGGCUUCAUCAUGGUCCUGAGUGAGGAAGGAGACAUCAUCUACCUGAGUGAGAGUGUGAGCGCUCACAUCGGGAUCACACAGCUGGAGCUUCUGGGCCAGAAUCUGUAUGAGUUUGUCCACCCAUGUGACCAGGAGGAGCUGAGGGACAUGCUGACCACACGCACUGGGGUGAGCAGGAAACAGGCCGCCACUGACAGGAGCUUUUUCCUGCGUGUCAAGAACACACUGACCAACAGGGGGCGCACUGUUAACCUCAGAUCAGCGACCUGGAAGGUCCUGCACUGCAUCGGACAUAUGCGCUCACAAGGGGGCAAUAGAAUUCUGAGCCUCCUGUGUGAGCCCCUUCCUCACCCGUCCAGUGUGGAGUUCCCCCUGGACUCGUCCACCCUUCUGACCAGACACAGCAUGGACCUGCACUUCACCCACUGCGAAGGCCGGGUGCUGGAGCUGCUCGGGUAUGAGCCGUACCAGCUGAUUGGCUGCUCAGCGUACCACUUCUACCAUGCACUGGAUUUUGACCACAUCAACAGCAGCCUGCAAAUAUUGCUGUCUAAAGGCCAAGUCAGGACCAAGCAGUACCGCUUUUUGGCAAACAAUGGGGGCUUUGUUUGGAUUGAGACCCAGGCCACAGUUCUGUACAGCCGGAGCGGUCAGCCAGAAGCCAUUGUAUGCCUCAACUUCAUCCUUAGUGCCAUCGAGCAGGCCCAUGUGCUGCUCUCAGUGGAGCAGAGGCAGUGUGAAGACUUGAAAAAAGAGCCUCAAUCUCCAACCCCACAGGAGAAUGCACACACCAAUACAGAGUCACCAGCAGAGCCCUGCAGCCCUGGGCCUGCUCUCUGCCCAGGUAACAUGGUCCCAACUCCACAGACCUUAUGCUCCUUAUGGGGGCCAUUUGGUUUACAGGCAGGCUCUGAAGGAUGUUCAUGUUUUUGUCCCACAGGCCUCACCAAACUGUCAUUCUCCAGUCCAAAACCAAACAGUGAGCCCACAGCUCCCCAGGACCUGUGUAGCCCUGCACUGAGGCAGCUCCUGUCUCCUAUUUUCAACAUGUCACCCUCCUCACCUGUCUCCUCCUCCCAAGCCCCAUCCCCUAAACCAGAAGUGGCUCUGAGUCAAGAGCAGCCCAUGGACACUAGCGGGGUGGAACGCUUCUUUGCCAUGUGGCCUGAUGCACAGAAGGACCAAGGCCACACUCUACUGAUGGAUGAUAUGGACUUGGACAUGCUGGCUCCAUACAUCUCUAUGGACGAUGACUUCCAGCUUUGCGGCCUGAGUGUACCAGAGGAGACUGAGGCCCCAGGCCCUUCAGCACUGGGCUCCAGAAGUAGGAAAAGAGUCUUCAGUGUGGAUGCUGAAGAGUGCCCUGACAAGAGGCACAAGGGGCCCCUGUCCAUGGAGGAGAAGCAGCUGCAGAGCCAUGGUUUACUGGGCUGCCUGGAGGAGAAUAACCAAUCAGGGCGUGGUUGGAACCAAUUGCUUACAGACAAAGACCCAGUGCUCGGGGGAGUCCAGAGCGAGCACACAGCGCUGAUGGCAGAGCUCUUCCUCAGUAGCCCUCCUGACCUGUCCCCACCCCUGUCGCCCAUGACAUGAUCUCUGACGUCUGGUCAUGUGACUUGGCAGACACCGGAACGCACAAAAGUUUCCAUUUCCCAGGGCAUUCUGGGAGGCAGCUAACCUGCACAUACAGAGAACAGGAUGCCUUCGAGCCUGCAAGCCUGAGAGGGGUGGAGCUACACAGUGGCAUAAAGCAUUUUUAUAAGCAUGUUUUUAGUCACUUUUCUAUAUAUAUAUAUAUAUUUUUUUUUUUCAUCAAUGUUCAAUUUUAAUAUUAUAGACGGUGCUUUUGGACAUCAUUUUCCACAUACAUUAUUUAUGAUUAUUAUGAUGUUAAAUGUUUAGAGCUUGACCUGGGAGACAUAUGCCUCCUUCACUGCGGUGCUAAAUUGUGUAAACCAGACCUGUGUGCAUAUGUGUGUCUGUGGCUUUGAUACUCAAAGUAAAAAUAAGUAAAAUGAGUGGUCCAUCUCACAGAAAAUACUUAAAAUCAUUCACUGUAUUCAUGAAGCCUAAUAAAUCUUUUGGGCAGCUUUUUAAUGUGUGCUGUUAAAUUGGUGUGAAUAAAUAACAAAUGAAACUAUCUGAUAAAGGCAUUAGGAACGAAAACCAUAAAUACAAAAAAAAGUGAUUGUGAUUAAAAAAUGAAUCAUAUUUACAUACACACAACACGUAUAUGUAAAUGUGAUUCAUUUUAAUCAUAAUUUGAGGUUUUUAGUAACAUUUAACAGUUUUCUUUUGCUUUCUUUCCUAAUGCCUUUAUCAAACAGUAAUAUGUUACAUCCACACACACGUGUGUGCGUGUCUGUAUAUCAUGUAUACCAUGGUUUUCUUAUUUCUUUUCAUUAAUAUUCAUAUUAUAGACCCCUUGUUCUUGAAACCUUAUGGAUAAGUGUAAAUAAAUGACACAUUGUGUUGUGUGUGAUAUCUGCAGAAAAAGACAACUAUACAAUAGAAACUUUACAAAAUAUGUAUUUGCAAAAAGUAACAUUUGUCAAAUUUGUGAAAUAAAAAACAUGUUGCAGCCA
Molecule: messenger RNA, 3228 nt
Organism: Boleophthalmus pectinirostris (great blue-spotted mudskipper)
Lineage: Eukaryota; Metazoa; Chordata; Actinopteri; Gobiiformes; Gobiidae
Gene: hif1al
Product: hypoxia inducible factor 1 subunit alpha, like
Exons: 14
Coding region: 362-2236 (624 amino acids)
Biological process (GO): regulation of transcription by RNA polymerase II; cellular response to hypoxia
Molecular function (GO): RNA polymerase II transcription regulatory region sequence-specific DNA binding; protein dimerization activity; DNA-binding transcription factor activity, RNA polymerase II-specific
Source: RefSeq, a predicted model, not a curated record